ACUUGUCGGGGUCAGAGCACCUCGCAGCUACGUUCAGGUGUUCUUUCCCCAAUCUAUAAGAGGGUGAUGAUGCUAUACAAGGCGUGCUGCUUGUAUCUACUCCAAGGUCUCCUUCUCCGAGAAGAGGCUCCUUCUGUUUAUUCCCAUCACAAUGGCUGCCCUGCAGAUGAGAAGAUGUAUUGCUUUUUCGGUUGUGGUGGUCUUCAUAGUCCAGACUCAUACCUUAGAAGAAGAUGAAGGGCCAUGUAUUCUGAGUCCACAGCAAUGUGGCAUGAAGGAUGAUGAUUUCCACGUCAUAUUCAACACAUGCCAAGGGUCUAAGCAACACCUUAUUUUUCAAUCUCUUGUAACUCUUAUACAUUUGUGGAAACAAGUUAUAUUCUCUUAUAUCUUUCUUGCCAUUGGGUGCAAUUAGGAUCUUCAUCUUGGAUCUAAUUAGCACAUAUUAAUAUAGGCCAUAUGAGGGCCACACCCGCUACAUACAAACAACUGAUUGUGCGUCAAAGCACGCCUUCACUCAAACCCAGCUGCUAAGUCGAGCUCGUCCGCGAGGCAGAGUAGAGCGUAGUCGAGAGGCUUCGAGUGGCGCGGGGCUGCUGCGGCCAUCGCUGUCUCCCGCAUUGCUGCCGCUUGUAACUCUUUGAGUAGUGGCAAAAGUGCGCUUGGGUAGUAGCAAAAGCGGGCAUGGGCAUAGUAAUUAGCGGGCGGGUGUGGCCGUAGC
Molecule: messenger RNA, 721 nt
Organism: Marchantia polymorpha subsp. ruderalis
Lineage: Eukaryota; Viridiplantae; Streptophyta; Marchantiopsida; Marchantiales; Marchantiaceae
Source: the annotation of a GenBank genome assembly